This is a messenger RNA of Exophiala dermatitidis NIH/UT8656, 1089 nucleotides long. RefSeq lists its product as uncharacterized. Gene Ontology annotation, molecular function: pyridoxal phosphate binding; molybdenum ion binding; catalytic activity. The record is from RefSeq and is a predicted model, not a curated record. Bases 1 to 1089 code for a protein of 362 amino acids. The transcript is spliced from 2 exons. Lineage: Eukaryota; Fungi; Ascomycota; Eurotiomycetes; Chaetothyriales; Herpotrichiellaceae.
AUGGCAGCAAUGUACACGGGGUUCCCGCACGACCGACACUUCAUGCUCUACAACAGAAACCAACAGAAGAACAUGCACGUAUCCCAGUUCCCCGAAAUGUGUCUCUUCAAAACCGAAUUUGACGACAAUGAAAACCCCAAAAAUGUCAUAGUCACAUAUACCAAAGACCACAUGUUCGACAGGCCAGACCAGAAACUGUCGCCCACAAAACUCGAGGUUUCCUUGAUGCCUGACACAAAGGGGUUGCAAGAAGUGCACAUCACAAUGCAUUCGAGCCCCUGCGUCGGAUACGACAUGGGCGAGACGUACGAUCGAUGGUUCAGUGAGCGGUUCGGAUAUGAAGUCCAGCUACUGUAUAUUGGAAACAAUAGACGAAAAGUGCUGGGGAAUGUUCCGCCUAGCAUUGCUUUGAAACAGGCACAGACAGGCUCACCGCCGCCAGGCGGUGACAAGGACAAAGUGUCCUCGUCGUCUUCUUCUUCUUCUUCGUGGUGGGGGAUCACUGCGAAAGCGAGUUCGUUGCUGGGAGCCGUGGUGGGUAGCAGCGACAAUCGGAGUAGCGAUGACACCCAGACUGAGAGCGAAGCCGAUGUCUCAGGCAUCGACGAAGGAAUCUCAUUCGCCGACGUGGCACCUUACCUGAUUGUCAGCACCAAGAGCUGGGAAAACGUGCAGCGUCGCGUGCCCGAGGGCGAGACUGUUGACAUCUCCAAGUUCCGACCUAAUAUAGUCGUUGAAGGCGCCGAACACGAAUGGGACGAGGACUACUGGGCAGAACUGCGCGUUGGAAAGUCGAGUAGAUUUGUGCUCACGCAGAAUUGCGCAAGGUGUUAUAGUCUCAAUGUCGACUAUGAGACGGGGAAAGUCGGCCAAGGUGAGGCUGGCAAGAUCCUCAAGAAGUUGCAGAGGGAUCGACGCGUUGAUCCGGGUGCGAAAUGGAGCCCUGUGUUUGGGAGGUAUGGGUUUCUGGCUAGAGUGCCGGAAGAGGGCAAGGACACGGUGGAAAUAAAGGUUGGUGAUAAAGUUGAGGUUUUGAAGAGGAAUGCUGAGAGGACGAGGUUUGAAUGGCCUGGUCUUAGCACGAAUUGA